Messenger RNA from Panonychus citri (citrus red mite), 1813 nucleotides. Its product is annotated as RING finger protein 121-like. The record is from RefSeq and is a predicted model, not a curated record. Gene Ontology annotation, cellular component: endoplasmic reticulum membrane; Golgi membrane. Gene Ontology annotation, molecular function: ubiquitin protein ligase activity; metal ion binding. Bases 531 to 1505 code for a protein of 324 amino acids. Lineage: Eukaryota; Metazoa; Arthropoda; Arachnida; Trombidiformes; Tetranychidae. The transcript is spliced from 2 exons.
AGUCAUUUUUUUUUACUUUCAAUUGUUUAGUUAAUUAGUUACAAGAACAAUUUACUCUUAAUUAGAGGGAGAGGGAGAAGGUUAAAAAAUUUUAAUUUGGUGUUAAUUCAUUUUCUGUGAUACUUAAAAGGUAAAAUUUAUGUGAAUGAGAAAAAAAAUUCUCUGUUCUUUUCUCUCUCUCUCUCUCUCUUCCUAUCUUAUGAAUUCUUCCCUUAUGUUUUGUGUUUUCUUGGUUUUCUUACCUUCAAAAUGAUCUUCUCAUGGAAAGGAUAAUCUAAUCAUCUCACUAAUCCACAUCUUCAUUCUCUUAAUUUAAUCUUCAAUUACUCUAAUCUUGAUUGGACUCAUCAUUUUGGAAUAAUUUUCAUCAUUCCAUUCAAAUUAGAAUUGGAGUUACAUUAUCCAAUAUCCAACGUCAUCUUUUUUUUCUCUCUCACUCUUGAAAAGAAAAAGCUUAUCGACUCAUUGAGACUCAUUUGUUUGAGAAAAUCUUUGUAAUUAACUGAUUUAUUUGAUUGUCAUCAUCAAAAAUGGUUCACAGUCACGAUAUUCAUAAGGUUAAUCUAUCAGCCUUAAGUGAAGAAGAGCGAAAUCACAUUCUUUUCCAUGAGAAACACCGAGGACAUGAAGGUAUGCAUGCGAUGAUGCUAUUGGUACUAAUUGUGGCCACUUUUUCCGUUCAAAUUGGUCUGAUUGCUUGGAAAAAGCGUCACAUGAAAAGUUAUCAAAAUUUUUCAAUGUUCGCCAUGUGGCUAUUACCAAUUGGUAUUUCCAUACACAACUCAUGGUGGCGAUUUGUUGGCAUUUGGGCCUCAUUAACAAUUCUCACUGUAGCCUUCAUUUGGAAACCUUUGGUUAACAAUAAGAUGAGCGGAUCAACCCCACGAAUGAUUUAUAAAUGGUUCUACUAUUUAUACUCCAUCUCAUCGGUAAUCGCUGUCACAGGCUACAUUAUUGUUAUGUGUACUUUUUUAGGUUUAAAUUUAAUGUUUGGAAUCAAACCGCAAAUACCUUUGGAUAUUGGUAUUAUGUUUCUAUUUUAUGGUAUCUAUUGGGGAGUCUUGACACGAGAUUUUACCGAUUUUCUUGUCGACAUUUUAACUGCCAACAUUGGUUACUAUCAGCCUUCAUCAUCACUUCCCUCUAAACAAUUAAAAAGCUCAAUAUGUGCAAUUUGCGGUCGAAGUCACGAUGGCCUAGUAGAUGCAGUUGAUUCUUCAUUAAGUUAUGAUGAUACCUUUGAACAAGAGAGAUGUUUUACUCUCUCAUGUGGCCAUAAAUACCACGAAUAUUGUAUCUAUGGUUGGUGUUUAGUGGGUAAAAAGCAAAUCUGUCCCUUUUGUCGUGAAAAAGUGGACACUCAGAAACUUUUCGCUUCCCUACCUUUCCAAAAACCGCACUAUUUAUACGGUAAUCUAUUGGACUUUAUUCGUUACCUUGUGGCCUGGCAGCCUUUAAUACUAUUGGCAGUACAAGGUAUAAAUUAUUUCCUUGGACUUGAAUAAUAUCUAAUUAUAGUUUAAAGAAGAGGAAAAACUAAUCAACUAAUCAAAGGAAUCGAAGACACCAAACAACGAGUUUAAAAAAUCACAUUAGUGAUAAUUUUGUACCUAAACUUGUCUUAUACCUUAAAAUGUACAAUAAUUGUAACGGUUUAAACAAAAAGAGAGACAUUUCUAUCAAUGGAAACAAAUUAUAUGUGUAAAGAAAAACAUCUCAAUACAAUUUCCUUACACAUUCUGAACUUUAUUCAGAACUUUGUUUGUAUAUUAGUGCAAUUUCAAAGAGAGAUAAAUAAUUUUCUUAUUACUUA